This is a messenger RNA of Glycine soja, 707 nucleotides long. RefSeq lists its product as uncharacterized. Lineage: Eukaryota; Viridiplantae; Streptophyta; Magnoliopsida; Fabales; Fabaceae. The record is from RefSeq and is a predicted model, not a curated record. Bases 38 to 406 code for a protein of 122 amino acids. The transcript has 2 exons.
UAAAAAAGUUGGGUUGGGGGAAGUGUGAAGGGCGGAGAUGGUGAUGGCGUGGAAAUGGAUCGUGCGAAGGACCCGCGAAUCAAAGCCCUUCUUCCUUGCAUUCGCCACCAUAUGCGGCGUCGUUCCGGGCGCCAUAGGCUAUGGCGUCAUGCAACUCACUAACACCCGCAACGAGAAGCUCGAGUCACAUCUUCGCACAAAUGCCCGUCCCGAAUCAUUGAUGAUGGGGCAAGUCAAUAAAGAGAGGCUGGCAGAGUACCUAGGAGAGCUACAGCGGAAGGAGGAUACCAAUGAUCGCUAUGUUGCUGCUCUAAGAGGAGAGACUUUAACCAGAAAACCUUAUGUGAGAAUCCAACCGAUUCCAGAGCACAUUGACACCAAGGCAAACAAGGAGCAGAAAAAUUGAAUAAGUUGCAGAUCUCCGGUUAUUGUGAAUAUAUGUUUCUCUAAGUCCACUAUGAACUUGCUGGAUGCGUUUAAUCCUGUUUUACUGCUGGAUGCGUUUAUUUAAGCAUUAAACUCUUUUUGGUUAGGAGGAAACUGAUGUCCAUGAUUCUGUCCAGACAAGACUACACUAGUUAUACUCUUAUUAUUUGAUUUAUCCAAAUUCUUCAUAGACAUCUAGUAUUUGUCCUAAACAUUUUGUCUAUCCUUUUCUCUUUUGGAAUAUAAACAUUUUCCAGACUUUGGUAUGCUUUUACCCUAAA